AUGGGCAACGGCAGCAACGAUCUCGUGGAAACCACCAUAGUCUGGCCAGACGCCAUUCCAGAAGUUCGGAUAAGUGCUGAGGGCUCCGACAGAUACAGCGUGGUCAUGCAGCUUAACCUGGACGACUGGCAAAUCAACUCGGACAUGUACGAGUGUGCCAGCGAUGGCAACGGCAAUACCAACAACGUGGUAACUGUGACUUUGAAUGCCAGCUCGAGCGGGCAUGUAGUUAUUUCAGAUGAUCAGACACCACUGCUAAGCACACGAUCAAGCAAUAUCGAAUCGCCGCCCUCAUAUUCAGAUCCCGAAACCAACACAGACACCCUCGAGCAACAGCAACCAAGAGAAGAGCUCGACAGUGCUACGACAACGGCAACAACAACGAAAAUGACUCGGCGCUACAUCAUCGGCACAGCCUUAGUAAUAUUGUUUACGCUUAUUGGCGUAGCUAGCGGAAUGCUGUAUUAA
Molecule: messenger RNA, 468 nt
Organism: Kickxella alabastrina
Lineage: Eukaryota; Fungi; Kickxellomycota; Kickxellomycetes; Kickxellales; Kickxellaceae
Exons: 5
Coding region: 1-468 (155 amino acids)
Source: RefSeq, a predicted model, not a curated record